GUCUAAUUAAAUUGGUGCAAUUGGUGCAUCAGGCUUAGGUGCUGGUUUAGCAAAUUGCAUUAAUCUCUCAAAUUUGACACUUUAACUUGAGUCUAAUUAAAUUGGUGCAAUUGGUGCAUCAGGCUUAGGUUCUGCUUUAGCAAAUUGCAUUAAUCUCUCAAAUUUGACACUUGGCCUUUUGUAUAAUUAAAUUGGUGAUGAAGGUGCAUCAGGCUUAGGUUCUGCUUUAGCAAAUAGCAUUAAUCUCUCAAAUUUGACACUUGACCUUGA
Tetrahymena thermophila SB210 is the source of this 270-nucleotide messenger RNA. Its product is annotated as oxalate/formate antiporter protein. The annotation marks the transcript as partial. The record is from RefSeq and is a predicted model, not a curated record. NCBI's taxonomy places the organism in Eukaryota, Ciliophora, Oligohymenophorea, Hymenostomatida, Tetrahymenidae. The transcript has 3 exons.